GCAGAAUGCAAAGAAAGAUAAAUCCAUGUUACAGACAUUGAUUAGCUACGUCUACAGGGAAAUAGUAACGCCUUUUACUGGAAUUUAAAACACGCAACGCAGUUUCACUUUCACACUGGCUUGUGAAGAGGAAAUAAACACAGACUAAGAAGUUUAGAAAACAACCCAAAAAACAAAUGUAUCAAAUCUUUUAAUAAGGUAACGUACUUGAAGAAGAGCCAUGGCAUUGGACAGUAUCCGCAUGAGCUCCAAAGAGUUCACCAAGAAAGAGCUUCUGGACUAUGGGGGAUUUGGGAAGGUUUCACUUUGUCUUCAUGAGACACAUGGCUUUGUGGUGUUAAAAACAGUCUACACAGGACCACUAUGCACUGACUCUAAAGCCCUCCUGGACGAAGGUGAAAUAAUGAACAGACUGACUCAUGAAAGGAUUGUAAAGCUGCUUGGUGUGAUCUUAGAAGAAGGCAACCACGCCCUUGUGAUGGAGUACAUUCCCAAAGGCAACCUGCUUAUGCUGCUCAAAAAUGUAUCUGUGCCAAUUUCCAUAAAGGGAAGAAUCAUUUUAGAGAUCAUUGAAGGGAUGGUUUAUUUAAACCAGAAAAACAUUGUACACAAGGACCUUAAACCUGAGAACAUCUUAAUUGAUAAAGAUGUUCAUGUAAAGAUUGCAGACCUCGGGCUGGCCACCUGUCAAGCCUGGAGCAAACUGACCAAGGAGGAGUCCAGAAGGCAGAGCCGCUCACAUAGGAAAACACAGACCAACGCAGGCACUCUUUAUUACAUGGCCCCGGAACACCUGGACAGCAUCCACACCAGAUCCACUGAAAAAUCAGACGUAUACAGUUUUGGCAUUGUAGUCUGGGUCAUUCUGGCAAAUAAGGAGCCAUACGAGAAUGCACACAAUGAAGGUCAUGUUUACCAUAGUGUCUGUAAAGGUGAUCGUCCAGACCUGAGUGACAUUCCCGUCUCUACACCAGAGGAGAUUACAAACUUAAUGAAGCUCUGCUGGGGUGCUGAUUCUACGAAGCGCCCAGCAUUCACAGACUGCUUAAAAAAAUUCACUCCUUUUUACACAAAGCACCUGACCAAAGACAUAGAAAGAGACCUGGAAAACCUGAAGAAAGCAUAUGAAGGACCAGAAGAUUUUCUGGAAAAAAUGAAGUUGUUGACAUUAGAGCCCACACAAGAUCACCCUAGUUCCUUGCGCAGCUCCCAAGAAUCGCCUGUUGAAACCAGCGUUGAGGACAUCUUUUUUUCUGAGAAUUCCAUCCAGAUUGAUGCUACACCUGGUGAGAACAUUCUGCAGCAGAAACUAGACGGGGAGUACAAAUACCACAAGUACGGUAGCCGCAUGGAUCAACAGCAUGCCUCAGGCAGCACACUUGAUCCGCUUAGAGAAGAAAGAAACAGAAGAGUCUCCAACAAUCCUUCUUAUGAGAAGGCUUCCACUGGAGAAUCUGCAGCCAGGAAUAAAGAGGUGCCCAAGAGGAAGCCUUAUCUAGGGCUGUCUUCCCCUGGAGAAUCCAAAGUAUAUCCUAAUACCAGUGAUACAAGUCAGAAGACAGAGGUUAACCAACCAUUCAACUACCCUGGCAUGUAUAACAGUCCUGGAACUGUGGGGCCUGUACCGGGUAGUCCAUAUCCAUACAGCACGGGCGCACCAUUCCCAUAUAAUCCUCUGUUUCAACGCAUGAAUUCUUUGCCAGCUGGGUUUCCAGUUCCAGAGUCAGAAGCUAUGCAGGGGAUGCCCUUCAGUCCUAUAAAUCGUUACCCAUCACAAGAUAAAGAAAACAUCACCACCCCCAAUGCUACUAAGUGUGUAUGGCCUAAUAACUCUCAUGCUUCAAUACCAGGACUGCUAAAUCCAAAUGACUUUUUAGGGACAGGAAACUGGAUUAUAAACAAUGCCAGUGGAGUGCAGAUAGGCAAUUACAAUCACCUGAGCAUCGGAAGCCAGACCAUCAGUUCAGAUCCAUGCCCGUCUAGCCCACAAAGCAACAACUGUCCUGUGGAAAUUAUACAAAUGUUUGAGAAUAAUCCAGUUGAGGAAGAACAUCUUCAACUGCUUCGAGACAACCUUGGCAGAAACUGGAAACACUGUGCCCGGAAACUUGGCAUUAGAGAGCCAGAAAUUGAAGAGAUUGAUCACGACUACGAACGGGAUGGACUGAAAGAGAAGGUUCACCAGAUGCUUGAGAUGUGGAAAAUGAGGGAAGGCCAGCGAGGCACCACAGUUGGAAAGCUAUUGAAAGCCCUGCAGGACAAAGGUGAUCUCCCCAAUAAACUUCUUGAGCUAUGCAAGAACAUGCAAUCCCCAUAAAUGAAUGAGGAUCUGAAUACUCGUGGACACAUAGAUAGAGAGAGAGUAGGGUUUUGAGACAUUUAUUCUUAGUAUUGAAAAGUUUAAAAAAAAAAAAAACUCCAACCCUUAAAUUUUGAAGAAUCAUGAAUCUCUGGGAAGAAUAUGAAUAUUUUUGUAUUAGGCUGUUAAAAUACCUUAAUAUUUGAUGUUUUCUAGGAGCAACCCUUUAAAACGUACAGAAUUGUCUUGCAGAGACCCUUGCUAUUUCACAGUCUCCCCCAAUAUUAUAAUAUAAUUAUUAUUAUUUUUAAACAUACAAUACAGUGGUAGCUUUUUUAUAUGAUUUUAAAAAAUUGUUGUCUCUUUAAAAAUGGCAUAAACGUGUAAUGUGUCUGUCUGAACUGUAUUAUCUCAAUACAAAAAAAAAAAAAACACUUAUUUUUGUUAAUAUAUAAAGUUCAAUUCAAAACCAGUGUUAGCUAAAGUACUACUUCAAGAUCAAGCAAUAACUUAAAAGCAUUAUUUGUAAUUUUGGGCAAAUUUUUAUACAUUUUUAUAAAUCAAGUCAUCUGAGAAAUGUUAGUCUCAUUCAAGCAGUAGGCUAAUUCCGGACUUUCCCAUAUAUUCAGUAAAAUACGUACAUUUAAUCUUGUAUUUAAAUGUCCACUGCUCUGUCUGUCCCACAUACUGUGAGUUUAUACAAAUGUAUCCCUUUGCCUUUUCCUUUUGCAAGAUUAUAAGGACAUUUUGUAUGUGUGUGAGAACUGCCUUACCGGUCAGACCUGAUUGGCAGAUCUUUUGAAAGCUACAUUUGCCUGAAUUUAAUUAAACACAUCUGAAUUUUAUAAAAGUUGGUAAUGUGUUACUAUUCAACAUGCUGUAUAAUUUAUUUAUUUUUUAAAGUAUUGAAGGCAAUAUCUUGAGAAGCACCUGUCUGUUGUUGUAAUUGACGUUAUACUAUUUUACGUGUAGGUCAUGUUGACAUAUG
This is a messenger RNA of Polyodon spathula (Mississippi paddlefish), 3287 nucleotides long. RefSeq names its product receptor (TNFRSF)-interacting serine-threonine kinase 1, like (gene ripk1l). Gene Ontology annotation, molecular function: protein binding; ATP binding; JUN kinase kinase kinase activity. The transcript has 12 exons. Gene Ontology annotation, biological process: signal transduction; protein phosphorylation. The coding region runs from base 221 to 2317 and encodes 698 amino acids. The record is from RefSeq and is a predicted model, not a curated record. NCBI's taxonomy places the organism in Eukaryota, Metazoa, Chordata, Actinopteri, Acipenseriformes, Polyodontidae.